UCGGCAGGCGCCAGUGUAGUAUGGAUGUGACAAGAGGCAAACUGUUGGAUACAUAUACAGUGCGCUCCCGCAGGGACCUCGUUGAAUGAGUUCGUGGCUGGCAAUGAGGAGUAUAUAUAGGGCUCAUCUCCGCACUCCAUAUUACAUUGCACAUAGCAUUCAUACAAAGUGGAACAGCUUCAUUUUCCGCCGUCGAACACAAGUAACUAUUUCGCGCUAAGUGUGAAAGUUCUUAACGUUUUCUUCUUCCAUUCCCAUUUCCCAUCGUGUCGAGAAUUCGUGCUUAGGCCUAGAAUAUUUUAGUGUGACUUCCUCCCUGUGAAGAAAAGCGUCUCUUUGUUUCCCACCCCCGGAGAUAUUGUAGCUGAAGAGUGUGUUAUCUGUUGCUGCUGAAGUAAUCCUGAGAGCCACACAUUGAUUAAUGGGAUUGAAUGAAUUUCCCCAUAUCGCCUUUUCUGGUGACUCCUUUGCCAGACAACAGAAUCCAGUCACCACGAGGAACCUGAUAAGUUUCGGUAUUGUGCUUGCUCUGUUAAAUGGUGAGCGCGUGUGGGCCCAAGUGAGAGGUAGUGACGACUACCUCUCGCAGGACGCGCCGGGCGACAGCAAAAACAGCGGCGAUGUGAACAGGACGGCGGGCGGCGCGGGCGGCGAGAUCAUCCCCAUGCAGCGGAUGGGCUCCUCGCAGGAGCCCACCUGCGAGGAGCUGCGCGCCAUGUGGCGCUUCUCCAAGCGUCAGUCGCGCGCUGCCGAGAUCACCAACGAGAUCCCCACGUAUCGCGAUCCGUUCGCCUUCAACGUGUGGGAGCCGCUCAUGUUCCCCAAGACGCGCAGCGUGGGCGGCGUCCGGGUGUCCCGGUAUCGCGACGCCACCAGGCCAGUCUACGGACGCGUGGUGCACAAGGAGCCGCUGGCCCGCUACCGCAACACAAAGGCCCGCAACCGACUCUUCGACAACAUCGCCAGGUAUUACGGGGCCGAGCGCGUGAACACGGGCUCGAUGCAGCGCAAGUUCGCCAAUUCCCAGAAGACGCGGCCCCUGGUUGUGUUCCGGAAUCCCGACAGCCCGGAGGAGGGUGGCGUGGAGGACGCAGCCAGAGAGGUGAGCAGCAGCGGCACAUUCCCCAACAGCCUCAUCCCGCAGCAGCGCGGCAAGUUCGACACGCUGAAGGAGCUCAUGGCCACGCAGCGGGCGCGCGAGCUGGCGCAGCAGCGGCGGGCAGAGGAGCUGGCAGCGCGGGCGGCCGUGCUGAAGGAGAUCGCCAAUGGCCAGAGUCACUCGCUCACGAGCACAUAUCAAAAGUCCAGUAUGGCCAACCUAGAUGAUGACAAUAAUCAAAGACUAGACUACGAUCAGGGCAUUCCCGUGGUGAGGCAGUCGCAGGACAACCCGCUCGCGGCGUCGGCUUACCUCCUCGGCGGGCAGCCGCGGUCGCACUUCCGGGAGCGUCAGCGCACCAUCAUGCGGCAAGUGAGCAAUUCCUAUCGCUAGGCCCGCCGCGGAGAGAUUAUGGCCUGAAAACAGGGCCGAAGUAUUCUUAUUCAGAACACAAUCGGUGAGUCAGAGUUUUAAAUAUAUGAGUCAACAACCAGAAAAGCUUUCAAAGAAAAAAAAUCCCAAAAAAAUAAGAUAUACUCGAUCCGACGUACAUAAUCAGGAGGCUUUAAGAAUCAAAUAUAUCUCUGUAUUCAAUGUAUUCAAAUGGCAGCAAACCUUAAGCUACGGGAGUUUUCAUGGUUAUUCGCCAAAGUAUUUUAUUCAAAGUUUUUUAAUUAAAAAAAAAGAAAUGGAAAAGAUCUGAUGAAAAAUCCCUCAAUUGCGGGAAUUCUCUUCUCUUUAUGAAUAUUGAAAGAAAAAGUGAGAUGAAUAUGAUAUAUAUCCCACUGUAGACUGUACAUUUGCCUUCCACAACAAACUUACCCCAUAUUGGUUGAGCGAAACAUAUCUCUUCAAUAUCAAAGGAAAGCCGAGAGACAACAAAAGAAAUCCCACAGAGGAGAAAGACAAGAGAUAUCAUGAGAAAUAUUUUGAAUAAUUGUAUUGAGAUGUAAGAUAAAAACUCUUGGGAUAAUAUCCAGAAGCGUGCUGUGUACCAAAGCACACCCGCGCCCAUAUCAUUCCUACAAGACACAUUUCUUCCUACCACUGGUAUACCUUUGACCUGCUUAUUAUUGCUGGAAAUCUUAUGGCGUUGGGAAAGAAUGCGCAAAAAGGAGAACUUUUGCUCACAUAUUCUUGUGUAUUUGGAAAUCCAAAUCUUUAAUAUCAGAGACAAUAUCAGAGAGACAAUAAUAAUAUACAAUUUGAGCACCAUGAAAACCCCCAUUUGUAACCUAGUAUAAUAAAAUGUAACUAUCUAAAGGAUUUUACUCUCCUUUUUGACAAUGUAUGUAUGCAUGUUGUGUGAUGCAGGGUAAAAAAAUCUGCUUAAAGAGCUACAAAAAAAGAAGAAAAAAAACGAUAUAUAGUACCUAAGUGUAAACUAUGACAAUAAUCUACAAAAAAAAAUAAAAGAAAUGUGUUAGAGUGCCGUCAAUUGUUUAGAAGAAAUAUAAAACAUGGUAUAAUUGGAGAAUGAAACCAAAAAAAAACAGAUGAAAAACUCAAAAUGUAGUAAUUAUAUGUAGCAAGAGACAAUAAUUUUUCCUUGUAAACUACUAAAAAAAACAAGUAUAUAAGGAUAUACUGAGAAAAAAUGAAAAAAAUAAAUUUAACUUCUUAAAUCAAUUAA
Molecule: messenger RNA, 2732 nt
Organism: Phlebotomus argentipes
Lineage: Eukaryota; Metazoa; Arthropoda; Insecta; Diptera; Psychodidae
Exons: 4
Coding region: 422-1492 (356 amino acids)
Source: RefSeq, a predicted model, not a curated record